Saccostrea echinata is the source of this 2339-nucleotide messenger RNA. Its product is annotated as B-cell receptor CD22-like. The transcript is spliced from 9 exons. Gene Ontology annotation, cellular component: cell-cell junction. The record is from RefSeq and is a predicted model, not a curated record. Bases 105 to 2339 code for a protein of 744 amino acids. Gene Ontology annotation, biological process: cell-cell adhesion. Lineage: Eukaryota; Metazoa; Mollusca; Bivalvia; Ostreida; Ostreidae. Gene Ontology annotation, molecular function: cell adhesion molecule binding.
AAACAAAUCAAUAUGGACAAGAAGGAGGAAGUAUAAGACUGGUAUGUCCUUUUUCUUCACCGGAUACAAAUGGCAAGACAACCUGGAAUGGACCACCAUCAUUAAUGGCCUACUUCAUCAAUGAAAUUAAGAAUCCUAAUGUUGCUAGACCAGAACGUUUGUCUGUGGUAAGGAACGUCAACACAGGAGGAUAUGACCUUCAGAUUACUGGACUCAGCAGAGCAGAGGAUGUUGGAAAAUACACAUGUAUCGUGAACACCAUGCCACCAAAAGAGUACAGAGUGAACUUGAAUUUGUAUGAGUCACCUUCUAAUAUUUCCAUAAGCGAGUCAUACACUGAGAAUGGAAUUCUGAGAAUCAGAGGUACGGAAAGCAGUAGUCUCACAUUAAUCUGCCUUUCAGUUGGAGGAGUACCGCCUGCUAAUGUUACUUGGAAGAGAGGCUCACAGAUUCUAUCCAGUGGAAUAAGUCAGACCUCAUACACCUUUGCUGCAUCAAGUAAUGAUGAUCUCCAGAACUACACGUGUGUCUCUAACAGUCCAGCUUUGACUAGCCCGAUGAUGAAGGAUGUACAGAUUUAUCUUAAGUUGAUGCCUCAGAGACCACUUAUUUCCUCUCUCUUUGUAACUAAGGAGAACCAGCAGUUGACGGUGAGUUGUUCAUCCAGUGGGAGCCGCCCAGCAGCAACCCUAUCCUGGAGGUUUAGAGGAUCUUCAUUACCAGCAACAACUACUUUUCCACCUAUGUUAGAUACUUUGACACACACCUACACUGUAAGCUCAACCCUAACUGUUACAGUGAACCGAGGAGAUAAUGGAAGAAACGUUACAUGCAUCGCUUCUAACAUUGCGUUAUCAGCUGGAACUCAGUCAAAGCAAGUUGUUUCCAUCCACUUUGGCCCAGACAGAAUCGGCUUUGAUGGGACUACUGGACUGCAGGAGAACAGUGCAAUGAAUUUGAGAUGUACAGCUGAUGAAUCAAACAAUGCAUCAAUUAUUUCAUGGAGAAAUAACUCGUCUCCUCUGUCUGUUAACACUGCAGUAUCCACAUCUGCUGGAAUAUACAAUGGAGUAAGGACAUCUCAAACUUAUACAAAAGUAUUGUCACGUCAUGAUCACCGUUCUGUCAUCACCUGCACAGCUAGUAAUGGUGACAAUGUGGCAAAUAAUUCUACUACUCUUGAUGUUAAGUACUCCCCUCGGGUUAGUCUAUCACCAUCCAAUUUAAUGGUUGUUGUAGGACAAAGAGAUGUAAUACUACAGUGUACCUUGCUAGAAGCAAAUCCACAGCAGGUAUCUUAUACGUGGAACCCAGCCACAUCUACAUCUAAUGUCCUUAAGAUAACUGAAAUUACGAAAGUACACGAGGGGCAGUACGAGUGUGAAGCAGAAAACACUGUUGGUAGAUCUCCAAUAGCCAGGACUCAAAUAACUGUUCAAUAUUCUCCAGAGAUCGAAUCCUUUGUACCAAGAACUCCAGAGGAAGUCAAAGAUUCUGUUACAGUGAGAUGUAAUGCGACUGCUAAACCAGCUGUAAACCGGAUGUAUUGGAGAAAUCCAAACGGAGCAACAGCCUCAAAUAGUAAUAUACUACAGAUCAACAACAUACGGAGAGACCAGAGUGGUGUAUACACAUGUCACGCUGAGAAUACACUGACACCUACAGGUCAACAACCUUAUACGGGAAGAGGGCAACAGACUCUUACAGUAGAUGUACUUUAUGGUCCCAGCCUGGAAAAUACAAGAACUAAUUUCUCAAGUAUAAUGCAUUAUAAGGAGUCAAAUUCAUCUACAUUUCCCAGUAUAAUGUGUCACUCUAUAUGCAAUCCUGUGUGUCACCUUACCUGGAAUGGUCCACGUUCUUCUUCAUCAGCUGUGCUCAACCUCGGUCUGAUUAAAAGGGAUAAAAAUGGGACAUACAUCUGUACAGCAAGAAAUAUAGUGAACUCUUCCCCUAGAUCUGCGUCAAUAACUAUACACAUUAUUGUACUUUAUCCACCAAAUAUCAAUAUCACCAUAAGUUAUGGUAUAAACACUGUUAAUGAAGGAGAAAGGGUACAGAUAAUGUGUACUGUUGAUAGUCAACCCUAUUCCAACGUAACGUGGCAUCGUAAGGGAGAACGUCUCGGACACCAGGACAUUAGUAUGGCAUAUAGUCAACUAGUCAUCAGUUCUGCCCAUUGUUAUGACACAGGGAAUUUCAGUUGUCAUGCUGAAAAUGGAAUAGGGAUUCCAGCAACAAAGAGCACACCACUAAAAGUCAAAUCAUUAGCUUUUGUGAUCGUGAGGCCCGGGUUCGAUUCUCGUUCGCCGCGCUGCAUCAAACCUAAGACGAGGUAG